UAUUUUAUAAUUUUUGGUAUUUGGGAUACGUAGGUUGUGAGAAGUUUGUUUUUGAGAAAAGGGGCCAGUUUUGGGGAUUUUUUAGAUUUGGGCUAAUAAGAAGGAGGGGCAGAAAAAAGAAAAGAAAAAAAAUUGGUGGAGGUCCGUCCAUGGUGUUUCUCUGAGAUUCAAAUUCCUCAGCCAGUGACCAGCGCAGCUCACAUAAUAAGGUUGCUGAAUUGCUAGAGUAAUUUGGGAGCAUGGGCAAGUAGCAGUUGUAGUCUUGGCUUUCUUGUAGCUUUGGGGAUUUUUUAUACUACUUUAGGAUUAAAAAAAGGCUUCAAGCUCAAGUGCUGUAAAAACAGUAAGCAAACAUUAGAGAGGACGAAGAUAGAAUAGGAAUAUGGAGUGCAACAGAGAUGAGGCGGCUAGGGCAAAAGAGAUUGCGGAAAGAAAGUUCACAGCAAAGGAUCUUAUGGGGGCAAAGAAGUUUGCCUUGAAGGCUCAAAAUUUGUUUCCGGGGUUAGAGGGGAUGCCCCAAAUGUUGGCAACCCUCGAUGUGCAUAUUGCGGCGGAGAACAAAAUAAAUGGGGAGGCUGAUUGGUACGGGAUACUUGGUGCGGAUCCAAAAGCAGAUGAUGAGGCAGUGAGGAAACAAUAUAGGAAACUAGCUCUUAUGCUUCACCCUGAUAAGAACAAGUCUAUAGGAGCUGAUGGAGCGUUUAAGCUACUAUCAGAAGCAUGGAGUUUGUUGUCUGAUAAAUCUAAGAGAGUAGCCUAUGACCAGAAGAGGAGAGUACAUCAAAGGGUAGCAACUGCGAGUGGGAGUUCACAGGCUCCUCCAGGGGCCAAUGGUUUCUACAAUUUCACAAAAGGUACAACAUCAGGCGCACAGACUCAGAAGGUUAAUACACAGACUCAGAAGAGUACCACAGAGACUCAGAAGGGUACCUCACAGAAUCAGAAGGGUACCUCAUGGGCCAGCCGCUCUUCAGCUCCUGCUUCAUCUCAAAAACCAAGAGCUAAUACCUUUUGGACAGUGUGUCAUAAAUGCAAGAUGCAGUAUGAGUAUCUCAGGAUUUAUCUUAAUCAUAAUCUUCUUUGCCCGAAUUGCCAUGAACCAUUUCUAGCAGUAGAAAUAGCUCCACCACCUACAAAUGGUGCCAAGUCAACUCCACCAAAGCAUGAAACAGCUGAUAGAAUGGGUGUUGGAUCUGCUGGUUUCAAUGGUAAUCAAUCGUACAACCAAAACAACUUCCAAUGGGGUUCAUUCUCUAAAGCAUCAAGUGCUUCUACGGCUGCCCAAGCCGCAAACGUGGUUAGCCAGGCAUAUGAGAAAGCCAAGAGAGAGCGGGAGCAGGCUCAAGCAGCAUUAAAAAGAGAGGAGUUACGGAGGAAACAUCAAUCCUCCAAGAAGGCAAGCGGUGCUUCAUCUACAGGGUACCCUAAUGCUGCCAAGAGAAGAAGAGGAAUGGAAGAUGUCGGUGUCAGCAGCUACGGAAGGGAUGUCACAAAUCAAAUGGGUGUGGGAGGAGCUGGAACAACCAAAUUUUCUGGACCAAACGGAAGCGCCAGGCCUAGUAUCACAAGGGAUAUCUCCCAGAUUGAUAUUCCAAAUUUACUAAGGGAGAAGGCUAGAAAAGAAAUUCGGAAGAAACUAAAUGAAUUCACUGUGUCCAAGACUGCAGCCAAAGAGACGGUGAAUGGAAACGAGAGAGAAAAAUCUUUGGGAAACAUUGAUGUGCAUAGAAAUCAAAAGCAGUCUGGUGAGCCAGUGGACACAAAGAAUGGCUCUUCUGACAUGAAAGGUUCUGGCAUUUCUGGUGUCCCUUCAGAUGCAGACAUAUUGUCGAUAAAUGUUCCUGAUUCUGAUUUUCAUGAUUUUGACAAGGAUCGAACAGAGAAGUGUUUUGAAGAUAAUCAGGUCUGGGCUGCAUAUGAUAAUGAUGAUGGCAUGCCAAGGUUUUAUGCGUUAGUUCAAAAGGUGAUUUCUGUGGAUCCUUUCACAGUGCGGAUCAGCUGGCUGAACUCAAAAACAAAUAGUGAACUGGGUCCUCUUAACUGGGUAUCCUCUGGCUUCUCAAAGACGUGUGGGGAGUUCCGAGUAGGGAAAUAUGAAGUGAGUAAUUCACUUAAUUCUUUUUCUCACAGAGUUCGGUCAACAAAAGGUCCACGAGGGGCUAUCUGCAUAUAUCCCAGGAAGGGGGAUGUUUGGGCGCUAUACCGGAAUUGGUCCCCGGACUGGAACGAACUGACAGCUGACAAUGUCAUUCACAAGUAUGAUAUGGUCGAAGUUGUUGAAGACUUUAGUGAGGAGCAAGGUGUACUUGUGACUCCCUUGGUGAAAGUGGCUGGCUUCAAGACAGUAUUUCACCGGCACUUGGAUCCCAGAGAGGCCAGGAGGAUCCCUAGAGAAGAGCUGUUUCAGUUCUCUCAUCAAAUCCCUUCAUGCUUGAUCACGGGUCAGGAAGCUGCAAAUGCUCCAAAGGGUUGUCGGGAGCUGGAUCCGGCAGCUACUCCGUUGGAGCUUCUUAAAGUAAUAAAUGACAUUAAAGAGGAAGAUAUGAUGGAGAUUGACAAAAAGUGCCAGCAAGGCGAUGUAGCAGAGGAUGUUGAGAAUAAUACUGGCAUAUAGAUACAGCAGCGAAUUCUAGUCCUGUCACGGAAGAAGCGAAAAGGGGCUGAUUUGUGAUAUAUGCAAAUAGAAUUUGCUGACAUACAAAUUUUGGGGCUAUGCAGCAUGAGUUGGUGAAUUUUUGUGGAAAGUUUGAUAGGUGAACAUCUCAUCCAUGCGCCCUGGGAGUUGAAGCAGGAAACCCUGAAGGUCCCCUCACGCAGCUGAAUCCGAGAUUUUGUUCGAGGCGAUAGAAGGUGAAACCCUGAAAGCCCAAAAAUUUACAUUUUCCAACAGCCAUUUUUUGUCUCCUCUGAAAGAUAUAUCUCUAACUAUUGGUUGUCCAUGAGCUGAUGCUCCAUUAGUCCAUUUCCUUGAUGAACUUGUUAAAACUCUAGUGUUGCUGUUAGUCCUCCGAUUCGUUAUCAAUAGUAGUGGAAGCUGAUACCCCAUUUCAUUUCA
Molecule: messenger RNA, 3055 nt
Organism: Malus domestica (apple)
Lineage: Eukaryota; Viridiplantae; Streptophyta; Magnoliopsida; Rosales; Rosaceae
Source: RefSeq, a predicted model, not a curated record